AAUAUAUUAUUGUGAGUUUUAUGUUAAAAAAAAUUGAAUUUGAAAAGAGUACAAUCACAUUUUCAAUAAAUUUUGUAAUAUUUAAAAAAAAAAAAAAAAAAAAAACCACUUUGCGUGACGUCGAGAUGUAUACCUGCGUCGCGCCAGUGAUAAUUCUGGCGGUGAAAAUGUAAAAAUUAAGCGCUUUUUUUUUAAAUUUUCCCGGACAAAUAUUUCCGAGACCCGAACUGUCUCUCGCUCAUCUCGCCCCCUCUCUCACUCGGUCUCUCUCUUCCCGUAGCCUUCCUCCUCAUCUUCUUUCCAUUCUCAUCCUUUCUCUCUUCCCAACCCAAACCCUAAUCCCAUUCCACUCCAGCCGACUCUCCUCCUCAGCUCAGCUCGCACAAGGCUUUCCCUCCCAAUUGCCCAUUUGUUUCUCCAACCGCCGCUCGAUUUUGUUCAUCGUGUUACCCUUUAAUUAUAAUCAUUGUUCCUACAAAAUCGAAACCUAAAUCACACAUUCGCCAUCUCUUUCGCGGAUCUGCAACUCUUUUUCGCCAUUUCUCUGGCUGAUGUGUAGAAACCCUUCGCUACUCUCCCAACUUCGACUUCAUCUCACGGUUGCAGUGCUGUACCAACUAUUGAGAACAAAAAGGUUUCUGUUGGGACUUUGGAAUGGGUUCAAAGGCAUGGAGUUACCAUUUGAAGAAGUAGAAGCCCACACGAGUCAAUCUAUUGUAUAUGUUGGCAUUGAUAGUACUCUUGCCGGUCUCAUUUAUUUUGAGGAUCAGAUAAGGGUAGAUGCUGGACAAGUUGUCAAAUCUUUAUCGAAGCAAGGGAUCGAUGUAUACAUGCUAUCUGGGGACAAAAGCAAUAACGCGGAGUACGUCGCGUUUGUUGUUGGUAUUCCGAAAGAGAAGUUACUUGAUGCCUUGGAACUGAGCAGGCUAACUAUGAAGCAAAAUCUCGAUGUCCAGUCUUCAAAUCCCGAUGCUAUCACUUGAUCUUGCUCCAUCUUUGACCUCCUAGCCACUUUUUGCCCGGCCGAUACCCAGUAGCUUGAUGUAUCAAACCUAGAAGAUAGUUAUUGUAGUUUUUUCUAUUUUUGUUCGGACAUCUUGUAUGUACAUUUUCAUAUAUUUUAUAAUUAAAUACUUUUUCUUGGUUUA
Messenger RNA from Pyrus x bretschneideri (Chinese white pear), 1148 nucleotides. RefSeq names its product copper-transporting ATPase PAA1, chloroplastic-like. NCBI's taxonomy places the organism in Eukaryota, Viridiplantae, Streptophyta, Magnoliopsida, Rosales, Rosaceae. The record is from RefSeq and is a predicted model, not a curated record. Gene Ontology annotation, cellular component: membrane. The coding region runs from base 552 to 983 and encodes 143 amino acids. The transcript is spliced from 5 exons. Gene Ontology annotation, molecular function: P-type divalent copper transporter activity; nucleotide binding; copper ion binding. Gene Ontology annotation, biological process: copper ion homeostasis.